Oldenlandia corymbosa var. corymbosa is the source of this 2687-nucleotide messenger RNA. The record is from the annotation of a GenBank genome assembly. Lineage: Eukaryota; Viridiplantae; Streptophyta; Magnoliopsida; Gentianales; Rubiaceae.
GAAGUCGUAAGCCUAAAGUAAAAUGUACCCGCUUUCUAAAUUCCCAUUUUUCUCGUCUUUUCUAAAUUCCCUUUAUCCCUUCGUGAAGAACCCUUUUACAACCUCAGUUAAAUCCCUAAAUCCCAAAACCAACCCGAAAUUGUCCCAAAAGUCCCUAAAAUUCCACGCAGACUCUUGAAUCAAUAAAUUCCGAGCUCGAAAGUGCCUACUUAGAUAACGAGGUCGAACCUCUGCGGAUUAGGCUUUGGCUUUGAAUCAUCCAGGUUCUAUUCGCCGGAGGUUUACGAUUUAAGCUUAGAACAUCUUGCUUUGCUCCGCCGGUUCAUUACGUGUCAGCUCCGUCGGUUCUCUUGGCCAUCGUCUUGCCUCCCAUUAUUAUUCUCCUCAAAUUCGGCUGCAAAGGUAAAAUUUUAUUUAUUUACUGUAUAUAUCUCGAGCCUUAAUUUUAGAAUCCAAUUGUUUUUUUUUUUUUCUUUUUUUUUUUCUCUCAAGGAGAUAUGUGCUCGAGAUUGGUAAGAGCCAAAAAUUGGUUUGAGUGAUCAGAUUCUCUUUUCAUUUGUUUUUGUUCCCGAUUGAUUUGUGUGCGGCAAGUUUUCUGCUUAUGAUAUGGUAUAUUACACUGAUAUGGCCGAAUAAAUGUAUUUCUCUGAUGGCGAUCUGUAUAGUGUAUGCCUAGGACAUGUGAUGUUUCAUUGCUUGUGCUCCGUAGUGUUUUUUUUUUUUUUUUUGGUUUCUUUUUUUUCCGCUUUGAGUAGGGCUUUUAAGGAAGCUCUGCUAUCUUCAUCAGUUGUGUGACUUUAAUGUCUGUCUGAAUUUGAAUUUUCGGUAAUGAAAGAAAAGAAUGUAUGAUAAAUUAGAAUAAUGUACUGGUGAGAACUUGUGGAUUUCAGUUUCCAGCUUGGUCUAUUUAAUAUGUUGUGCUUUAUUUCAGAAGUCUCGUCUGUUUAAUUUGCCAUGCUUUAAUUUGCUGGUCUGGUUUUGUUGCGUACAUGGCGAGGAGUAGAGCAGGAAAGCUUGUUUGAAUGGUUUGAAUCAAGUUAUAUAACAGGAGGAUUAGCAAAAAAUCAGUAACUCGUGAUCAGGCAGCAUUAGGUAUUCUGCCUCUAAUAAAGAAAUAGCUGAAAAUUUGUCUCCCAAAUGAUCUAGUAAACUCGGAAAUUGUUGUAGUUUGAUUUUAUUUGGAUUUGUCCAGUAAUGGUUUAGUUCGUUUAGUUAGGUUUGGCAUACUUUGCUUAGAAUAGAGUAGAGAACCAGAUACACUUAAAUGAAACUUGAGUAGAAAAGUUGCCAGAAUAUUGCUGAUUGGUGGAGAAGCUAUAGAGGACAUGCUUCUGUGCAAGGAGUAUAUACUCCCUAUUGCAGGAGUUAUGAAAUUCAGAUCUUCUUUUGAGAAUGUUGUUUACUGUAAUCUUCACUUUAACUAUCGUAAGUGGAGACAAUGUUUGAAAUCCUGGAGUGACGCUUUACCAUGUUUAGACAUCUUGCAUGCUUAUAAUGACAGUGAUGUGAUCAUGCGAUAAAAGUGGAUGCAUUUGCAAGUGUUUGUUUAGAAUAGAACAGUUAUUUUGAGUGUAAUCUUCGACAUCGUCAGUUAGUGUCAUGAUUUUUUAUAUCUUGUCAGUCAUCUUUUUCUGAUGUUCAGGAAAUGUUUUACAACAAUGCUAUUGGAGAUCUUCAUCCGUUUCUCCCCUGUUAAUGUUUGCGGUUUGGUUGCAGUUUUUCAAGAUGCCAAAGGUAAAGACAAACCGUGUGAAAUACCCUGAGGGGUGGGAGUUGAUUGAGCCUACCCUGAGUGACCUGCAAGCAAAAAUGAGAGAAGCUGAGAACGACCCAAAUGAUAAUAAAAGGAAAUGUGAGGCAUUGUGGCCCAUUUUCAAAAUAGCCCACCAGAAGAGUCGCUACAUUUUCGACCUUUAUUACCGGAGAAAAGAGAUUUCUAAGGAAUUGUUUGAGUUUUGCUUGGACCAAGGCUAUGCCGACCGGAAUUUGAUUGCCAAGUGGAAAAAGCCUGGGUACGAGCGUCUGUGCUGUCUAAGAUGUAUGCAACCUCGGGAUCACAACUUCCAGACAACAUGCGUCUGUCGAGUGCCAAAGCAUCUGCGGGAGGAAAAGGUCAUCGAGUGUGUGCAUUGCGGCUGUAAAGGGUGUGCCAGCGGUGAUUGAGCAUAUCUUGGUACUCAAUGAAUACCCUCUAACUAAAUAUCAUGAAACAGAUGCUAUCUCUGUACUCUAGUGUUACUGAUGUUGUGGGAAUGCAAGUGCUUUUAGAGACUAGAAGUUUGAGACAAUUGUAGCUAGCUGUAUUUAACUAGUGGUAAUAUGUUUGUCGCCACUAGCCAGUGCCUAUGUUCUCGCAGUGCAAUAUACUGACUUGCAAUGAUGUGAGGAUCACAUAACCUGAUGAUGGGUGACCUGUUUAAUUUCAUGUUCCGCAGUAUCUUAGCUGAUUAUGUGUAUGUAGUGACUAUCAUUUGUAUGAUCUUUCUGCCUGAAUGGUUGAAAGUGACGGUGUUAAAGUUAAAACAUUUGCAACUGGUUCCUGCUUAAGUAACAUUAGUUUUUAUUAUCUCUGUUGCGGAAUAAUUGUUCAAUGUGAUUUUUUAUUUCUUUUUAAGUUGAAAUUACGUUAAAAAUAAAAAUUCAAGUAAGACACUUUGAGACAUGGAGUAUUGUUAUUGACAAUCAAG